CGGGCGGGCGGGCGGAGCCGGGGCGGCGGCGGCGGGGCCGGGGGCGGCCGGGGCAGAGCGGCGGGGCCCGGGCAGCCCGGGGCAGCGGCCGCCGCCAUGAAGAAGCAAUUCAACCGCAUGAAGCAGCUGGCCAACCAGACCGUGGGCAGGGCUGAGAGAACAGAGGUACUCAGUGAAGACCUGUUGCAGAUCGAGAGGCGCCUGGACGCCGUGAGGUCCGUGUGCCACCUGGCCCAGAAGAGGCUGAUUGCCUGUCUGCAGGGCCAGCAUGGCACUGACCCUGACAAGAGACACAAAAAACUUCCUCUAACAGCUCUGGCUCAGAACAUGCAGGAAGGAUCCAUCCAGCUGAGUGAUGAGACUCUGCUGGGGAAAAUGCUGGAUACCUGUGGGGAUGCAGAGAACAAACUGGCAAUGGAGCUGUCCCAGCAUGAAGUACAGAUUGAGAGAGAAGUUAUAGACCCACUGUGCCUGCUGACAGAGACAGAGAUCCCAAACAUUCAGAAGCAGAGGAAGCAGCUUGCAAAGCUGGUGCUGGACUGGGAUUCUGCCAGGGGAAGGUACAACCAAGCCCACAAGACUUCAGGAACAAAUUUCCAAGUGCAUCCUUCAAAAAUAGAAUCUCUUAAGGAAGAGAUGGAUGAAGCUGGAAAUAAAGUAGAGCAGUGCAAGGACCAGCUGGCUGCAGACAUGUACAGCUUCGUGUCCAAGGAGGGGGAGUACGCGCGCUGCUUCGUGACGUUAUUAGAAGCACAAGCAGAUUACCAUAGAAAAGCAUUAGCAGUCAUAGAAAAGGUCCUACCCGAAAUUCAAGCCCAUCAAGACAAAUGGACUGAAAAGCCAGCUUUUGGAACUCCCCUGGAGGAGCAUCUCAAGCGCAGCGGGCGGGAAGUCGCGGUUCCCAUCGAAGCCUGUGUCAUGAUGCUGCUGGAAACAGGGAUGAGAGAGGAGGGCUUGUUCAGGAUUGCUGCUGGAGCCUCCAAGUUAAAAAAGCUGAAAGCUGCCCUGGACUGUUCCACUUCGCAGCUGGAUGAGUUUUACUCAGAUCCCCACGCUGUUGCAGGUGCCUUGAAAUCCUAUUUGCGGGAGCUGCCAGAGCCUCUCAUGACCUACAGCCUGUAUGAGGAGUGGACACAAGCUGCAAAUAUUCAGGACCAGGAUAAGAAGCUCCAGGAGUUAUGGAGGAUUUGUAACAGAUUACCUGAGCAUUACCGUGUUAACUUCAGGUAUUUAAUCAAAUUUUUAGCCAAGCUUGCCCAGAACAGUGACGUUAACAAAAUGACACCGAGCAACAUCGCCAUUGUCUUGGGCCCCAACUUGUUGUGGGCAAAGAAUGAAGGAUCCCUUGCUGAAAUGGCAGCAGCCACCUCGGUGCAUGUGGUAGCAGUUAUUGAGCCCAUCAUUCAGCACGCAGACUGGUUCUUCCCUGGAGAUGAAGAUUUCAAUGUGUCUGGGGCGUUUGUGGCAGUUCCUGCUGUAAAUUCCAAUCACUUGUCACACACUGGCAAUGACUAUGAAUGUGGGACCCUGGAGAGGAAGAGGCCUCUGAGCAUGACUGUGAUGGAAGGGGAUUUGCUGAAGAAGGACAGCUUUGGUGUGAAGGUGCUGGAGCUGCCCGCGACGCCGCGGCGCUGUGGCACUGUGAGCAGAAAGCUCACGUCGCCCGCCUUCCAGCCGCCGCUGCCGCCCGGCGAGCCCGCGGGCACCGAGCAGCCCUGCCCGCCCGCCGGGGCUGAGCCCGGCCCCGGGGCUGCCCCCGCGCCCGCUGCUGCCCCCCCGGAGCAGCCCCAGCCUCCCGGCGCUGAGGAUGCCAGCACCUCGAAAUCCAAGGAGAGCGCGAGUGCAGCCACUCCUCCCCCGGUGAGGAACGGCGCCCAGGCGGGCCCUGCCCCGGGCCAGGCCGUGCCCAGCAGCUCCCAGCUCUCUGUCAGCCAGCCCCAGGGCGCUGCUGGGCCCAGUCCCCACGCCCUGAGGAGAGCCAUGAAGAAGCCGGCGCCAGCCCCCCCCAAACCAGCCAACCCCCCCCCGGGGCAGCCAGGAAGCCAAAGCUCUUCCCCAGCUGCCCAGCCACCUUCUGUCUCUCCAAAACCCCCUGCCAGAAGCUCUUCUCCUCCUGCCCAGCACCCAAACCAGGGAGCAGCCCAGACCUCCUCCCCUUGCCAGGUUUCUGCCCCUCGGAGAUACUCCAGCAGCCUGUCCCCACUCCAAGCCCCCAGCCACCCUCCCCCGCAGCCCCCAGCGCAGGCAACUCCUCCCCUGCAGCCCAAGGGCAGCAGCCAAGCCUCUCCUGGCAGCAGCCAAGCCUCUCCUGGCAGCAGCCAAGCCUCUCCUGGCGAGCAGGGCCCGGAGCAGCCCUGCUCCUCCUCCGCGCCCCUGCCGCAGACCCCGACCCCUCCCGACACGCCCCCGCUGGGCAAGCACCCGGGCAGCGCCCCGGCCGUGCCCCCCGAGCCCUGCCUGCCCCACGGGGGCACCCUGCCCCGGCCCCGGCCCGUGCCCAAGCCCAGGAACAGACCCAGCGUGCCCCCUCCGCCGCACCCGCCCUCCGCAGACGGGCUGGCUGCAAACCCACCACAAACGGCCUCCAAAAUCGUCACAGGUGGGGAUGGUUACUGCGAAUAAGAUGUUUGACCAGCAUUCAGUAGGAACUGUAUUGGCAAGUGCAAUGGUAAGGAAAAGGCCCCUGAUUGGCCGACACUGUUGCUAAUUGCUAAUUGCUAAUGAUGUGUGUGCUAACGACUAACCCCCCAGUGCCCUGCUGCGUGUGUCCCUGGCAUGGCCAGAGAGGGGCUGCUGCUGCUCCCAUUAACCCACUAAGCCCUGGAGAGCAGAAUGUGAAGCUCUUGCUGUGCCCUGGCCACUGUCCCUUGUGCUGUGCCGUGUGCAGGAGCGCAGAGCUGCUGUGUCCCUGCAGAGCCUCCUGCUGUCACCGCUGUCACCAGUGUCCCUGUGCUGUGUCACAAGUGCUCCCCCGGUGCCACAGCCUCCCAGAGAGCUGCUGCAGGGGCUCAGGCUGCUGGGUGCCCCUGCCCGUGCCAGCCUGGGGUGGGGUGGGGUGUAAGGUGCCUUCCAGCCCAUUUGGGGGUCUGGGGCUGAAGCUCGUGCUCAGUGCCAGGCCAGGGUGGGGUUCAGCUGCUCUGUGCAGGGUCCCAGAUCCCUGCAGCCUGGGGGCUCAGGAGCAGGGCAGGCUGCACUCAGGGGCUGCUUCCCCCUCUUCCAGGUCAAUCAGCUCAGAAACCUCCAACUUGAGCUUUUCUGCAGUAACUUCUGGGUUAACUCCAGGAUUUCGUGCUUGAGUUAUGAGUCCCAGUCUCUCUAGGAUGCCUGUCUGCACCUCCUGUGCUUGAAAACAAGGCAUUUAUUUGGAUUUUUUGUUGAUUUAAGCGAUCUAAAUGACUUCCUAUGUGGAGCAGCUGCUGGACUGCAGUAAGGGAUGUCAUGGCACAUUGUAAAUCAGCUUUCCAAAAUCCUGACAAGAUUUUCAGUUACCUUUCUUUGAGCUGCUAGGGGUUUUUCUGGUCUGAUAAUUCUAGCUGCCAGGGCAGUCAGUCACCAGAGAUGCAGCAGAGAUCCUUUUUUGACACCUUGGCUUGAACAAAAUCCUCCUCAGAAGAGGCAAAGACCAUGACAUGCCCUGUGUACACAGGAGAGAGGUUUAAUCUGCACUUGGUGUACAUAACUUGUGACACCAUCCUUGUUCCUGUUGCUUCUCAGAGUCACAGGUGCUGUUCCCUGCUGGAUGAUUUAGGUGCCAGAUCAUUUUGCUGAGUGUUGGACAUGAAAGUCCAGAGUAGCUCUCCAGGGGCACUGAGGAAUCUGAGCCUAAGUCAGGCUUGGUGUCCUCCCUCCCUCCCUCAGGAAGAAGAGGGUUUCUGUUCCUCUGCCCAGGCCUGGCCCAGGGGCUGUAGGAGGAGCAGUCCCAGCUGCCCAGCUGGGCUCAGCCCUGUGUGCCCACGGGGCCAGCUCUGUGCCCAGAGCCUUCGUUGAUCUCUGCUUUCCCUUCUCUGUCUAAGGAGAUGCCCAGGACCCCCCGACUGAGUGAGCUGGCCCUGGCCCGGCUGCUAAACUUGCUGUUCCCUUUUUGUGCAGACUCUAAUUCCAGUAUUCCAGAGCCACUUCCAAACCCUCCUCCAGAGCUUCCUGCAGAGCUGGCGGGCAGAGAGCUGCACAACCACCUGCUGCUGGACAUUGACAAUGACACGGAGAGCACGGCGCUGUGACGCGGCGCUCCGGCUUCCCUGGCUCCUCUCCGGGGGGAAAACCACAGACCUGACAGGGAAAGGCUUCUUCUGCAGCGUGCCACGGCCGGGCAGAGCUGGCCCUGGGGCCGCGUGGGGACACUGAGCUCCAGGGUGGCCGAGGUUGGAGGAGACCUCUCAGGAAACCGAGCCCAGCCUUUGGCCGCGCUCCGGUUUCGCCCUCAGAAGAAGUUUAAUGAUCUGGGUCUGGACAACGGUUUUCAAACUCUUGGAUGGAAGGAAUGAAUUCCUGCAGGAACUCGCCUAGGAAGCGUGGUCAGUGCUGCUACAGGUGGUGUUAGCAGAAAUUCCAAAAGAAUAAGAAGGUUAGUUAUUUAAAGUGCAUGUCUGUAUUACGGAAAUAAUCCUUGCCACGGCACGGUUAGAGGUCCUUGUAGUUCUUAGCCCGUCCCAGGAGCUGCCUCCCAAGGGACAUUCCCUCUCGGAUUUGCUGCAGAUUCCCCCCAGGCCAUGAAGCAAGCCCUGCCCCAGUGCUGGUGGUGACUGCUGGUUCUCAGUCACCUGUGGAACUGUGGAUGCAUCCAGUGCCUCGAAGGACUGUCGUGCUGUAGGAGGAACUUCUGUCUCUUUAAUCAUUUCAUUGCUACUUAGGAUCAGUACUUACCCUGAUUUCAUAGUUAUUUGUAUUAACCUGCUUUGUUCAUGUGCAACUGGCAACUGUUUCACGAGGAAACCGUGGAAAUGGGGUUUGUGCUUUUGUUGAAAACGGUUGAAUUUUGAAAGAACUUUGAAACAGCUGUUUGGAUUCAGAAGUUGAGUGAACAUUUAUAAAAUUAAAGAUUGUUUUUUGUCAACUUAA
Messenger RNA from Passer domesticus (house sparrow), 5058 nucleotides. It is a transcript of the gene ARHGAP17, whose product is annotated as Rho GTPase activating protein 17. Gene Ontology annotation, biological process: signal transduction; regulation of actin cytoskeleton organization; positive regulation of GTPase activity. The record is from RefSeq and is a predicted model, not a curated record. The transcript is spliced from 21 exons. Gene Ontology annotation, molecular function: GTPase activator activity; protein binding. Gene Ontology annotation, cellular component: cytosol; intracellular anatomical structure; cytoplasm. The coding region runs from base 97 to 2622 and encodes 841 amino acids. NCBI's taxonomy places the organism in Eukaryota, Metazoa, Chordata, Aves, Passeriformes, Passeridae.